AAUGUGUUCAAGAGGCAUAUUUUAAUUAAAAUUCCUUCAAAUAUUUUAUUGUGAUUAUGGAGGUAGCUCAUCAAAAAUUAGACAUUUCCUACCAACUCUAAUUUAGCACCCUUUAUUAAAUCAACCUAAAAUAAACUUUCAAAUUUUUAUGAAAAAAAAUAGUCACCCAUAUUUAAAUGGAAUUUAUGUGAAUGGAUAUUAAAAAUAAAUAUCUUUAAAAGGAUUGGAAGAUGAUCAAGAAAUUUUGGAUAGAAUUGCAUUGUUAAGAAAUUCAUGUAUAAUAUAUUAAUAUUUCACAGUUGGCUCAUAAAGUGUAAGACAUGCUGGAAGAAAAGUGACAACACUUACACCAUCAAUCUAAGGUGGUUGGAAUGAGAAUUUAUUUAAGACUAAUAUAUAUCCUAGACAUUAAAUGGAGAUAUCCAGAUCAUUUCCACCAGUUGAAGUCCCAGAACCAAGGAUUGUACCAGUCGAUAAGCCAAUAGAUUUCAAUAAAAGAUAAGUAGAUCCAUACUAAUAGAUCUAAAAGCCUAGAUUGGGAGUUAAGAAAGCAACUCAUAUUUGAU
Messenger RNA from Paramecium pentaurelia, 566 nucleotides. NCBI's taxonomy places the organism in Eukaryota, Ciliophora, Oligohymenophorea, Peniculida, Parameciidae. The record is from the annotation of a GenBank genome assembly.